AUGUUGUGCGACCCAAAAAGGCUCUCCCUCGUAUCUUACAUCUUUGAAUAUGCUUUCCUCUACGACAAUGUCCUCGAAUCAGUAUCAAAAGCGCUGCUCGACGCCGGCACCGAUCAUCUUGUGCUGGAUGAGAUAGAUUAUCGCACUGUGCGAUCGGUGACCGGUACAAAGCAAAUCCAGUCCAAAAUCCUAUUGGAGCUUUUGUCAAUUGACAAGCCUUGUGCCGAGGUAGUCAUCGAUGCGUGGAAAGUGAUGGUCGGCACAACCGCUGCGUGCGACAAGUCCUGCAUUUUCUAUGGACUCGACGACUUUGUGGAAUAUCGAAUCAUUGAUACGGAGGAACUGGUUGCGCCCAUCGCGCGACCUUGCUUCGCGGCCCUCGGGUUGGCCAACGACUACUUUUCUCUCGAUAUUGAAUGGGAAGAAUUUCAAAAAACUCAGAAGAGCCAAAACAAAUGCUACAAUGACGAAUCUCAUGUGGCUUUAUACCCACUUUUCACACCCAACUCGGCCAAAUACCUGAAGGCAUUGGCAUUCCAGAUGCCAGGAAAUGUUGCUUGGAGUCUACGCUGCCCUCGCUAUCACCCUGAACGUUGCUCGGAGGCAGAAGGUCUGCUUCAUCCUGAACGACCAAGCCAAGAGAACUAUAUGGACAAGGAUAUCCGUUCCGAUAAUGUAUCCGACACGAAGAAGUUGAGAGUCCCUAGCAUGGCCCGCUCAAAUUCUGAGUCCGGCGACUCGUGUUCAUCCUCCGAAGACCCGUCGAAUUCGACACCUUCCAGCAGGACCUCUGUCCACUCCGAAGAGGAUAUCGAAAGCUCUCCAGGGCCUAAAGGUCAAGUGGAGCUAGGUGACAAGAUUCUCAUCGCACCCUUCGAGUACAACAGCUCUCUCCCCUCGAAAGGAGUUCGCGAGGCCCUGAUUGACGCGCUAAACGUCUGGCUUACGCUUCCAGACUCCACAGUCAAGACUAUCAAGCUGAUUGCACAAAAACUGCACAGCUCUUCGUUGAUGCUGGAUGAUAUCGAGGGCUAUUUCGAUCUUCGACGGGGCAAUCCCGCAAGUCACACCAUAUUUGGCUCGUCGUCCACAAUCAACUGUGCGAACUUUUUGCUCAUCGAUGUGUUGAAUGACGUUCAUAAAUUGGGUGAUCCCAAUUGCAUGGCGAUUGUCCUUGAGGAAUUGAAGAAUUUGUUUAUUGGUCAAAGUUUUGAUUUGUAUUGGACUCGACAGGGAGAGUGCCCGUCGGAAGACGAGUACAUGGAAAUGGUUAACCAGAAGACUGGAGGCCUGUUCAGAUUGCUUGGUCGCCUCAUGUGCGAAUGUGCGCAAUCUCUGCACAAGAAAACUAUUCCGCUCGAUCUAAUGCUUCCUCUUGGUCAAUAUUUCCAAAUACGAGAUGAUUACAAGAAUUUGAUAGAUGAUGUGUAUACGAGUGAAAAGGGCCUUGCCGAAGAUCUCGACGAGGGCAAAUUUUCUUUCCCAAUUAUUGCUGCCAUGAACACCGAUACCCCCAACCUUGUUCUUCAGGGGAUCCUGAGAGAGAGCAGGAAUGCGAACUCUUUGUCUGUCCCGCAUAAGAAAAUCGUUCUGGAUAAAUUGCACAAGGAAGGAAGUAUGAAGCACACCGUGCAAACAUUGAAGUGGUUAGAGGCCGAUAUACAAAAAGAGCUUAAACACGUGGAAAAGGAGUCCGGGUGCGAGAAUUGGGUGAUGAGGCUGCUUAUCCAGAAGCUUGUUGUGUAA
Messenger RNA from Penicillium argentinense, 1746 nucleotides. RefSeq names its product FPP/GGPP synthase family protein. The record is from RefSeq and is a predicted model, not a curated record. Gene Ontology annotation, molecular function: prenyltransferase activity. Gene Ontology annotation, biological process: isoprenoid biosynthetic process. The transcript is spliced from 10 exons. NCBI's taxonomy places the organism in Eukaryota, Fungi, Ascomycota, Eurotiomycetes, Eurotiales, Aspergillaceae. Bases 1 to 1746 code for a protein of 581 amino acids.